Messenger RNA from Zymoseptoria tritici IPO323, 405 nucleotides. RefSeq lists its product as uncharacterized. Bases 1 to 405 code for a protein of 134 amino acids. NCBI's taxonomy places the organism in Eukaryota, Fungi, Ascomycota, Dothideomycetes, Mycosphaerellales, Mycosphaerellaceae. The transcript is spliced from 2 exons. The record is from RefSeq and is a predicted model, not a curated record.
AUGCAGUUCAUCAGAUCCGCUCAUCAGCAAGGAGCCUCUUCGAUCCAAGGCAGCAAGACUUUUACUGGUACCGCGUACAUUGAUCCGGUUUUUGCGUCGGCCGACAACGGCGGCUGCUUCUGCGCAAACGUGACCUUCCUACCUGGUGCUCGGACCUUCUGGCAUACUCAUGAAAAAGGACAGAUCCUCUCGGUCACCAAUGGCGAAGGACUCAUUUGCACGGCCGGGGAAGAGCCCAAACGCCUUCGCGUUGGAGAUGUGGUUUACAUUCCGGGAGGCGAGAAGCACUGGCACGGAGCCACGGCGACCUCGAUAAUGACCCACAUGGCCAUAGCCAUGGGAGGCUGCGAAUGGCACGAGGAGGUCGACGCGGAGGAGUACGAGAAAAUCAACUCUUCAGGGUGA